Molecule: messenger RNA, 4082 nt
Organism: Patella vulgata (common limpet)
Lineage: Eukaryota; Metazoa; Mollusca; Gastropoda; Patellidae
Product: 1-acyl-sn-glycerol-3-phosphate acyltransferase gamma
Exons: 9
Coding region: 116-1273 (385 amino acids)
Cellular component (GO): endomembrane system
Molecular function (GO): 1-acylglycerol-3-phosphate O-acyltransferase activity
Source: RefSeq, a predicted model, not a curated record
GUAUGUUUUGAUACGUUUUGGUUGAAUGAGUCAGUUGGCUAAGUUAAAUGGACUGAGUAGCGGGCAAUAAAAACGUGUGGUUACCAAUCAGUUGAUCAAUUUUGAUCAGAUCACCAUGACGAUGACAUUAGGUCAGCAGAUAAAAACAUGGUUUAUAUUACAUCUAUUAAUGGGUUACGUGUUCGUAGCGAGUGGUUUGAUCGUGUGUUUUCUCAUGUUGUGUGCCUGUAUUGUCUGGCCGUUUAAUAAACAUCUAUACAGAAAGAUCAUCGUACAUUUAGCGUACGCUCAUUGGUCAUUGUUUAUAUCACUAGGAGAAUGGUGGUCUGGAUCAGAAUGUCUGUUAUAUACGAGUCCUGAGGUUUUAAAGAUGGUGGGAAAGGAACAUAUUCUCGUGGUCAUGAAUCAUAAAUACGAUAUUGAUUGGUUGAUGACGUGGCUUCUAGCAGAACGAUUUGGAAUGCUUGGGAAUUGUAAGAUUUAUGGUAAAGAAAUGUUGAAAUAUGUUCCGUUGAUUGGUUGGGCCUGGUAUUUUAAUGAAAGUAUAUUUUUAAAACGAAAUUGGGAAUCUGACAAAAAGACAAUAGAAAAUGAUUUAAAGAAAUUAACAGAUUAUCCAGACGGUUAUUGGGUGACGUGUUUGUUAUUUCCUGAGGGAACACGAUUUACAGAAGAUAAACAUAAAGCUAGUUUAGAAGUGUCAAGGUCAAGAGGUUAUCCCGAUAUGAAACAUCAUCUUUUACCACGACCAAAAGGUUUCAUACUCUCGAUACAAAAUAUGAAAGGAAAAAUACCAGCAGUAUAUGAUUUAACAAUAGCGUUUCCUAGCGAUGGUCCAGAACCAACAUUAAUGAAUGUUAUACAGGGAAAAUCAGUUACAGCUCAUUUACUCGUUAGGAGAUUUGAUUUAGAUAAAGUACCUGUAGAUACGGAUGAGGAGGCAGCAGUUUGGUUACGUGAUUUAUUUCAAGAAAAAGAUGAAAUAUUUGAAAAUUUUAUGCAAAAACAGAAAUUUGAAGGUGUACCAUAUAAAAUACCAAGUCGGCCUUAUGAUCUGAUCAUUACUAUAUUCUGGUUCGUUUUAACGUGCGUUCCAUUAUUUAAAUAUCUGGGUGGAAUAUUUCUAUCAGGAACAAUAUUACAACAAGUUAUAUGUAUAUCAGUUAUAACUAUAGCGUCUGUAGGUGUUCGAUGGAUGAUAGGAGUAACAGAAAUAGCCAGGGGUUCACACUAUGGAACAGAAAACAACAAAAAUCACAAAAAGGUCAACUAAAAGGUCAACCUGCUAAUUAGCAUAAUUUAUGCAUUUAUAACUCAGGAUGUUUAACCCAAUCAGACUGGUUGUUACAGAUAGCCUGCAGGGUGUCAAUCGCCCUGCUGAGUCUGUUUUCAUAAACCACCCAUUAGACUUGCAAUCACUUAUAUCAUACAUUUUAUUAACACAACACAUUUAAAUAGAAAAAAAUUAUUAAUGCUAUGUUCCCACUGUCACGCGAUGUGUUGCGAUAGGAUUGUUCCUAUUGAGUCCACGAUCUGGUACAUGCAGAUACGUUUUUGAUAAAAUCAACACAUUUAAAUAGAAAAAAAUUACUAAUGCUGGGCUCCCUCUGUCGUGUAAUGCGUUGCGAUAGGAUUGUCCCUAUUGAGUCCACAAUUUGGUACGUGCAGAUACAUGUACAAUCAACACGAUUGCUAGGAAUGAUUGUAAUAUGUGAUAAGACCUGAUAGGAUCACCACGAUAACACCACGAUUUCAAUCGUAGCUCGAAUAAUGAUAGUGGGAACCUAGUAUGAUUUAUUAUUUCAUUUUACAAUGGUACUUAAAUUGCCUGAUAGACUACCAUCGUUGAAGCAUCGCUGAUAUAAAUUAUAUAUUAGUCUACUGGUAUAUUAUACUAGGAAUGAUUUGACGAUGUUACUUUGUCAGUAGAUUAAUUCAGUUGAGAAAUUGAUGUGUUAAAUUUAGUGCUCACAAAAAUAUUCAUAUUCAAAUAGUUUUUGCGAAUUUUUAAACAAAGAUUUGAUAUUAAACAAAUUAGUGCUAGAUACACAAGAUUAAAUGAUACCCAUGUUACAGUGCCAUGAGUGAGAUUUAGUGAUAGAGCACAAUAAAAACACAACAAAUAUUUAUAUGGAAAAUAAUCAUUUGGAUGUUUUACAUAUAGCAUGAUGAUUUGACUGCUUAUUGUCACUGCAGUCACAAUACGAUAUGUAUUGUGAUUCACCAACCUCGUGGGUUUUCUCUGUGUCUUUCUGUUUUCUCCCACUACUAAAACCCCUACGCGCAAGCAAAUUCUUGAAAUAAAAUUGAACCAUAUGGUAGUCCUGAAAUGACUUAGUUUGUGUCAAGUGGAUGUUAAACCCCAUUUCUCUCUCUUAUAUACUUGGUGAAUUUUCGCGCUAUAUGUAUAACAACCAGUUAUUGUAUUCUAUUUAAAUGUUUGUUGCGUUUUAAUUUAUACACGCAAUAUGAAUGUAUUUUGUUUUUAUUGAAUUUAUAAAACAUUAAUGUAAUGUCUUUCAACCCUGCUGAACUUACAUGACUAGACUUGAUCAUCCCUGACCCUGGAUCUCCAUUGGUCCAUAGCCUUGAGUUUUGAUUAUCCAGUCCAGCGGAUGAUUGUGGGUUGGAGGCUUUUUACAUCAACCUUAUCAUUAAUUAGAAUCUUUUUUUUAUUUAAAACACAAUUUUCAUUCAGAUCAUCCAGACAUAUUUCCCAAUAAUAAUUUCUACUUAAGCAAUUUAAUAAGUAAGUCCCUAAAUAAAGAGGGUUGGGUGGCUGAAUGGUUAGCGUGCGUGCGCUGUAUCAUAAAGUCUGUCAUUGAGUCGACUGGCGUGGUUUCAAAUCCCCGGAGUAGGGUCGCCUGUCCAACCUCAUGGGUUUUCUCCGGGUCCUCCGGUUUCCUCCCACUGCUAAAGACCCCUACGCGCAAGCGAAUUAUUGAAAUAAAAAUAAAAACCAUAUGUUAGUCCCGAAAUGACCUAGUUUGUGUCAGUGAAGGUUAAACCCUCUCUCUCUCUCUCUCUCUCUCCCAUUAAAAACCUGAUACAAAAAAAAGCAAGCCAAAUGGACUUAUAUGAAUUAGCUUCCAUGGUACAAUAUAGUAAAGGCGGGCAUUAUUAUAAAAUUUUAGUUCUCAUGCAAAUAAACAUGUAAAGGAUUGAUUUAUAUAACUAAGGACCUGGCACAAAAUCUAAUGGCCAGCGUCCAACAUCGUGGGUUUUCUCCAGGCCCUCCGGUUUCUGCCCAUUGCUAAAGAGUAAAGACAGCUACGCACAAGCAUAGUCCCACAAUGACCUAGUUUGUGUUGAGUGGACAUUAAACCCCAUUCAUCUCUCAUCUCAUUUAGUGGACAGCACAAGUUUAGUAUGUCUGGGUAUAAGAAACUAAUGUAAGACGAGGACAUGCCAAAAUAUUGUUAAUUUGUAUAUUUUUUUUUUUUGCAUCUGUUAUAUUGCUGAAUAAUUAGCUUAUUAUUGGAUAUAUUUAUGCCUGUGAUUGUUAUGGUUUUUUUGUUUUUUUUUGUUUUCUUUUUGUGUCAGAAAGUAAGUUUUCUGAUUAUUUCAUCCAAAUUUGUUAAAUAUGAAAGCCAAAAUAUACUGAUCUGGAAAUGACAAACCUGUACCAGACACCAGAGGUCUCAUGUCUGAUAAAGCUUGAAUCAUGUCUGACUUUGUCUGUGACAGGUGCCUUAGGCCUAAUAAAAAACAAAGAGAGAUGCUAAUUGUAGGCCAUAUGGAGGAGGUUCGGGAAUUUCCGGAAUCCUAAAUGGCUGCUUUAUAUAAAUGAGUAUUUUGGGGAAUACUAACCCUAACCUUAACCCUUUCAAGGAGGUAAAAGGUAAAUUGGAUCAGUCUUCUAAAAAGGGUUAGGGUAAGGGUUAGUUUUCCCCAAAUUACUCUAUCUAUAUAAAGCGUCCAUUUUGGAUUCCGGAAAUACCCUUAUUACCAGGUUAUGAAAUAUGAUAAUUUUGUUAAACAUUUUAUUUAUUAGGAUUGAAUAUUUAAACCUUAACAUGAACUUGUCAUUUAUAAUGAAACUUACAGUAUUUGUUUCAAUUUGAUUAAAACACAGAUCCUAU